Hermetia illucens (black soldier fly) is the source of this 1725-nucleotide messenger RNA. RefSeq names its product dopamine N-acetyltransferase (gene speck). The transcript has 4 exons. The record is from RefSeq and is a predicted model, not a curated record. Gene Ontology annotation, molecular function: N-acetyltransferase activity. The coding region runs from base 708 to 1496 and encodes 262 amino acids. NCBI's taxonomy places the organism in Eukaryota, Metazoa, Arthropoda, Insecta, Diptera, Stratiomyidae.
GAAAGGCCAUGGAGCUGGGGAUCAGACCGAGAUAUAUGGAGCUUAUAUAAGGCAGGAGCUUGCUAAUUUUGUAACUAAUCUGUUGUCUUUGAUCGACCUGUUGAUAUGCUCCACUGUGGUGCAUUCCAAGAGCAAACGCUGAUCGCGAAGCAGCGCCUCCCGGUAACAAUCUGAUCGAAUGCAAAUAGGUAGACUUAUUGGUUGUGUUUGGUGAUCGUGAGACAAUCGAAUCGGAAUUAAAAUUAAAAUUAAAACACAAUUCGUGCCCAGCUGGUCCCAGAGCCGAGUGGUCAUUCCUCGAGUGAAAGGCGAAUAAAUUACCCGCCGCGGCGAAGCCUGCAAUUAAAUCAUAAUGUAUAAUUAAUGGCACGGACUGUAUAAGAUUGUAUAAACCCAGGUAGCGGGAAGGACUUGGAAUCACCCUGGAGACCUGUGCGGUGCAGUUCGUCUUUAGUUUUUUGUUCUGGUCCAUUACAGCCACCAUUGGGCUCGUGCACGUUAACGACUUUUAAAUAGCAUUGCUCAGACAUUUGCAUAGAACGACUUUGGUUCUAAAAAAGGUGUUCCAAAGUGAUUUAUAGUUUUAUUAGUGGCAGUUGGUGUUUGUUACUAUCUUGAGAUUGUUCAGAUCCAUUGUUUUGUUGCAUUGCGCCUGAUAAUCGUUGCAUUUUGUUCUGUUCAAAGCUAAGUUAAAAAAUUUCCACAAAAUGGAGUACGAAACGCAUGCCACUAUCGAGAUCAAAUCAACGCGAUCCUUCGUUCGGAAUGAUGCGAUCCUCGAACCACGCUACACACUUUCGGAUCGACAGCCUGUGGCCAGACUUACGCAGAAAAUGUCGAAGUCACUGACUAUCAAAGAUGAUUACAGAAUCGAGUUGAUCACAGAGGAGGACACCAAGGAGGUUCUGGACUUCCUUAAAAGAUUUUUCUUUAAGGAUGAACCUCUCAAUACAGCAAUCGAAUUGGGUGAAUGUCCAGAACUAGAAGUCUACUCCUUGAAAUCUCUUCCAGAAAAAUCAUCUUUCAAGGCUGUUAAUUCCGAGAAAAAAAUUAUCGGUGUGCUUAUUAAUGGGCUCAUUAAAAAAGCGCCUCCAACCGCCACACCAGCUAAACUCGCUGAUGGUUGCAAACACGAAAAGUUCCGUAAGAUUCUCAGCUUGAUGGACUACAUUGAUAGCAAAUUUGAUAUCUACGAUUUAUAUCCCAACGCUGAGGCAAUCCUCGACGGGAAAAUACUAUCGGUUGACACGGCGUAUCGCGGACUAGGCAUUGCCGGAAAACUUAUUGAAAGGACCAUCGACUAUAUGAAACAGCACAAGAUACCAGUUUUCAAUGUACUGUGCACCAGCCAUUUUUCGGCACGAGUCUUAGAGAAACUCGACUUCCAUGAAGUUUAUAAGUUGCCAUAUUCAGAGUACGUGAAUGAAGAUGGGAAACAACUGUUGAACCCUGCUCUCCCGCACGUGGCUGCCAGGAUAUUAGUGAAGGAAAUUUAAAGAUAUUACAAAGCAAUUAUUAGAUUUUAAGGAAACGAUCUGUUUGAUUGCAACAUUCUGUUAGGCUAAAGUUGUUAGUAGAUCAAUUAUUGUAAAUGUCACCAAGUCAAUUAUUGUUAAAUCAAAAGUGUAACGUCUUCAAUUGAGAAAAGACAAAAUAAGAUGCAAAGGUUGUACCUUGGUUAAGUUAUCAAUUAAAUGACCCAAUAAAUUCAAAUUCAAGUGAAAA